UGAAACGUGUGGAAGACAAUAAAUGACUUUUCGUUUCAACGAUAUAUUGCUCCUCUGGAGAUAAUGGUAAAUAUUUCUUUAAUGACUUCCAUCGUCACAGUCUUUUGGAAAAUGUAUAAAAGCGGUUCGCUGAUCGAAAUUUAGUCAGAGCACGAAAUUAAAUUUAUAAGUUAUAUACGAGAUACCCCAGGAUGAACGCUAAGCAAGCCUUUUUUACAAUAGUUUUUUUCCUCGCUUCAAUGCAUGUAACCAAAUGUCAUUUAGUGAGAAAACUAUUGGAGAGGAUAGAUCUUCAUCAGCUUGGUCAUCACAUGCAUAAUAAUAUGUUUAUCACAUCGAAAGUACUUAAACCAAUGUACGACAGAUUUAAAACUUACUUUAUAAAUAUUCACCCACGUCUGGCUAAUCGAUCUAAUCUUAUAAAUCGCAUUAACAGUAAAUGCAUAAAAAUCAAUCCUCAAGAAAUAAUCGAACCAAUCGCCAUUAUCAAUCCAAAGGAAAUGAUUCCAAUUGAAGAUAUUGGAGAAAUUAACGCUGCUUCAAUUAAGCACGGUGAUGUUGUUCCGAUUGAGCCGGUUGGUGCUGUUCCAAUUGAGCCGGUUGAUGCUGCUUCAAUUAAACACGGUGAUGUUGUUCCGAUUGAGCCGGUUGGUGCUGUUCCAAUUGAGCCGGUUGAUGCUGUUCCAAUUGAGCCGGUUGAUGCUGUUCCAAUUGAGCCGAUUGAUGCUGUUCCAAUUGAGCCGGUUGAUGUUGUUCCAAUUGAACCGGUUGAUGCUCUUCUAAUUGAGCCAGUUGAUAUUGUUCCAAUUAAGCAGGUUGAUUGUAUGCCAAUUAAGCAGACUGAUGUUACGCCAAUUAAGCAGGUUGAUGCUGUUUCAAUUAAGCAAGUUGAUGCUGUUUCAAUUAAGCAGGUUGAUGUUGAUCCAAAUAAGCAGAUUGCUACUGAUCCAAUUAAGCAGGUUGAUGCGGAUUCAGUUACAGCUUAAAAAUUGUUUUGUAUAUUUUCUUUUAUAUAUUGUUAAAAUGAUUACUAACUUGUAAUUUAUUUACAGUUUAAUUAUUCGUAUUAUAAUUUCUCGAUGAAUAAACAAUUUUGGUAUGUAUAUUAUGGUAUUAAAUUAAUUUUAUUACCACCUUCUAUAUAAACUCAUCGACACUCUUCUCGGUUCUACGUCGCUUUGAAACAAAGUUUAAAAGUGUUUUGGCUCGGUGGUAGACCACGCUUAAAAUCGUUGGAAGAAGCUCAACCAUGAAACGAAUAAAUAUUCGUGAAACUGCGCGGCAAAUACGACUCCUAAGAGUGAGCCAACUCGAUACAGUCCGUUUACUUCGAAGGAGAAAGGGAGGGAGAAAGAGAAAGAGAAAGAGAGAGAAAAAGAGAGAAAGAGAG
Molecule: messenger RNA, 1390 nt
Organism: Vespa crabro (European hornet)
Lineage: Eukaryota; Metazoa; Arthropoda; Insecta; Hymenoptera; Vespidae
Product: titin-like
Exons: 2
Coding region: 192-986 (264 amino acids)
Source: RefSeq, a predicted model, not a curated record